AUGUCUGUUGAGGAGCGUCGAUACCGAAACAAACUUGCCUCUGCUAAAUACCGCGCUAAAAAGCAAGCGAGCAUGAAAACCAUGACAACCAAAGUGUCGCAAUUGAUGACUAGUAACUCUACAUUGCAAAGAGAAUUAUCUAAAGUGAAGCAGGAGAACGAGGUGUUACGUGCCAUGCUUUCUGCCCAGCAACAAGCACCUGCUACGCCACCUAAGCAUUACCAACCUUAUUAA
This is a messenger RNA of Mucor mucedo, 234 nucleotides long. RefSeq lists its product as uncharacterized. Gene Ontology annotation, molecular function: DNA-binding transcription factor activity. The coding region runs from base 1 to 234 and encodes 77 amino acids. Gene Ontology annotation, biological process: regulation of DNA-templated transcription. Lineage: Eukaryota; Fungi; Mucoromycota; Mucoromycetes; Mucorales; Mucoraceae. The transcript is spliced from 2 exons. The record is from RefSeq and is a predicted model, not a curated record.